Molecule: messenger RNA, 735 nt
Organism: Hypoxylon fragiforme
Lineage: Eukaryota; Fungi; Ascomycota; Sordariomycetes; Xylariales; Hypoxylaceae
Product: cytochrome b5
Exons: 2
Coding region: 228-482 (84 amino acids)
Cellular component (GO): intracellular membrane-bounded organelle; membrane
Molecular function (GO): heme binding
Source: RefSeq, a predicted model, not a curated record
UUCUACUCACCUUAAAUACUAUAAUUGAAGGUAAUUAAGUCUUGCCUCGCUCUUCGCAUCGGAAACUUUUGAAUGCAUGUAACCCGACCUCACUCAAUUGACAACUCUACAUAACGCGCAAUCAUAAACCACGACAAAUAGCCAACGAAAAAACGUCCCAUCCCAUCCCAUCCUAAGCGUUAGCCGAACUCGCUCCAUUCCAGUACUUGAAUCCCCCCGUAUUCACCAUGUCCAAAACAUUCACGGCCAAAGAUGUCGCCGAGCACAAGGACGAAAAGAACGGCAUGUACAUAAUCGUUGACAACGGUGUCUACGACAUAGCAACUUUCCUCGACGAGCAUCCGGGUGGCGCCAAGAUCCUCAAGCGCAUGGCCGGCAAGAACGCGACAAAACAGUUCUGGAAGUACCACGGCAAGAGCGUCCUGGAAAAGUACGGCGGCAAGCUGAAGGUCGGGGAUCUGGCGGAGACGGCCAAGUUAUGAGUAACCAACGUCUCUCAUGCAUAUAGAGCACGGGGUGGUGGGGGCAUCAAUCUGAGCUUGAAGCGGCCAAAGUCUAGACCUAGCAGAACCUUCCAGAGCUCUGCGUUUUUUCGACUGCCCGGAAUUAUACUUGAAUUAUAGGGUGUCAUAGUAUCAUCGAACUUCGAUCUCAAUUUCAGUUUGUGUCUUAACUAUUUAAAUAAUUAUAAUCCAGCGUCAAAUUCAAAUCUUCAAGUGUUGUUAGACAUAUCAC